AUGGGACGCUCAGCGAAAUUCUAUAAGAAAUCAACCUCAAAAAAGCGAAGCUCGACGUCAGAGCGUGUCAGUGGAAAGCAGGAGGUAGGAAAAAAGAGCAGCAGCGCCUUGCACCCCUCUGAAGCACAAGGACGAAGCGCUGCAGCGAAUGCUGCCUCCACGGCUGCACCACGCAAAGGAGGUAUGCGGGCCAAAGCGCGCCGGGUCGAUGGCCCACUUCCUGCCGAGGCAGGAAUCGACUACGUGGGGUUGUGGGAAGGCGCUUCAGACCGGUAA
Messenger RNA from Malassezia pachydermatis, 276 nucleotides. RefSeq lists its product as hypothetical. The transcript has 3 exons. NCBI's taxonomy places the organism in Eukaryota, Fungi, Basidiomycota, Malasseziomycetes, Malasseziales, Malasseziaceae. The record is from RefSeq and is a predicted model, not a curated record. The coding region runs from base 1 to 276 and encodes 91 amino acids.